AUGGUUGUGGGCGAUUCAAUCUCCCACGGGCGAGAAGGGGACUAUACUUGGCGGUUUCGCAUCUGGGAGUGGUUCCGCGAUAACGGCAUCGCCGCCGAGUUUGUUGGACCUUGGCCAUCCACGCCGGUUGCACCAUUGCUCCAGGGGACAAAGGCAACAGUCCCUCCACCUCGAACAUAUGGCGGAUAUGCCGCGGGCAUCGGAUCAUUCCCAUGCAACCACUAUGCCCUGUGGGGACGCCAAGCCGCUCAAGUCAAGAACGACAUUUCCAGCACAUACCAGCCGGACUAUAUCCUGAUGGCGAUUGGAUUCAACGAUAUGGGCUGGUUUGUCAGCGGGUCCGAGGGCACGCUGGCAAGCGUCAAAUCAAUCGUGGACAACGCCCGCAGCGCUAAGCCAAACCGGACUCUGAUUAAGGGACGCGACGACCUCCCAAUUGCUACCAGCAACUACAACAUCUUGCUGAGCCAGAACAUCCCCAGGUGGUCAACGCCAAACUCGCCCCUGGCUUUGGUCAAACUACAAGAGAAUUACGGCUGUGGCGUUGCUGCGUGUCCUGCCGCCUAUGAUGGGCUCCACCCAAACGCCCUCGGGGAGUUUCAGAUAGCCCAGGCUUUCUCAACGACCCUCAAGAACUCCUUUGGGCUGGGAAGUGCAGUACUUGCAAUCCCUGGAAACAUACCUGGCCGCUCCUGCUCAAUGCCAGGCAAUGUACGAGCCAGUUCAUCGCCGCAGGGUGUUACGGUUACGUGGGAUAAAGUGUGUGGCGCAACGGGCUACAACGGGCAACCUUGGACUGAACCUCAGUACGCGAACCCGGUGAAUCGAGUCGAUACCAGCUGGACAGUUGCCGGCCUUGAGUGGGAAUACCAGAUCCAGGCUGUCUGCGGUGACAGCAUCAAGUCGUCCUAUAGUGGCACUGUCGGAGCAACUGCCACCCCUCAGACACCAGAGCCGCCGGUAAACAUUGUCACCCAUGCACUCAGUAACGGGGUCACAGUAAGCUGGGAUCCGGCACCAGGUAGUGGCGGCGUGACAAUCUGGGAAGUGAUUACAUACUCCGCGGACCUGGCUGGAUCCUUCCUCAAUAGUGUCGGCAUUCCCGGCGGCGCGCGCUCCGCGACUAUCACCGGGCUGAUCCCCGGCGAGCGCUAUGUCGUUGCCGUAGCGGGAUGGAACCAAUACGGUGGCGGUCUCCCAGGAGGUGGGCCGCAGGUCCGCGUUGGCAAGGGCCGGCCGGCUGCGCCCACGAACCUCAAAGUCUACACGCGCGACGCCGUCACAGUCCAGCUCAGAUAUGAUGGGGACGGCAACGCGGCGGGCUAUCAUGUGUGGACGCGCAAUGUCAACGAGCCAGGGUCUGUCCUGAAGAAAGACCCUUAUGCUGCCGGAAGUACGUGCUGGGGCGUCACCUUCUUGUUCCCUGGCGUCUGGAAUUAUGAGUACUGCAUGACAGCAGUCAACGGAAACGAGGAGUCGGCCCUCUCAGCAUGCGUCAAAGGCUCGGCAGAGACUACCCCAGGCUUGCUCGAGUGUCCGGCCGCAAGUCAACACGACGGUGGCGGGUGGGAGCUUACACCAGAGGUACCGCUUCCAGGUGGUGGCGGUGAUGAUAGCGGUGGCAUGCCUACCCUACCCCCGACCACUGGUGACGACUUAUGGCGUCAGGAUACAUCUUUUACCUUUGUCGAGACUUGGGCGUCGCAGCACCAUAUCUCAUUCUGA
Microdochium trichocladiopsis is the source of this 1725-nucleotide messenger RNA. RefSeq lists its product as uncharacterized. NCBI's taxonomy places the organism in Eukaryota, Fungi, Ascomycota, Sordariomycetes, Xylariales, Microdochiaceae. The record is from RefSeq and is a predicted model, not a curated record. Bases 1 to 1725 code for a protein of 574 amino acids. Gene Ontology annotation, molecular function: protein binding. The transcript has 6 exons.